Molecule: messenger RNA, 2680 nt
Organism: Bolinopsis microptera
Lineage: Eukaryota; Metazoa; Ctenophora; Tentaculata; Lobata; Bolinopsidae
Product: serine/threonine-protein phosphatase 2A regulatory subunit B'' subunit beta-like
Exons: 9
Coding region: 96-1700 (534 amino acids)
Biological process (GO): protein dephosphorylation
Cellular component (GO): protein phosphatase type 2A complex
Molecular function (GO): protein phosphatase regulator activity; calcium ion binding
Source: RefSeq, a predicted model, not a curated record
UAUUUAGCAAAGUGAUGGACGUUCAUUAAAAAACCUAAAGAGGCUACAAGAUAAAGCUUGAAUUCUUCACGACUCUGCGUGCAAGAUAUGAUAGUAUGGUAACAGUCAUUCCUGAUGUAAAGGUUAAAGUGAACGAGUUCAUAAUCCAGUGGUUAUCUCAAGACAAGGUAUUCGACCAGCUCAGCGAUGACCUGAGCUGCAUCCUUAAUGGCAAAGUCCCUGAUGUGGUGCCAACUAAACUCAUAAAUAACAGAUCUCUUUCACCGCCCCAUCACAAACACCCUGCGUCACCAAGAAGCAGUCCCCGAGUACCCGGCUCUCCUAACCGGGGAUCAGCCGCCAGAACUAAAUCUAACCGCACACCCUCCCCUGCUCAUGAGAUCAAGAAAUCAUCUCCCUCAAUCAGCAACAAGCUCAAAAGACCUCAAGAAAUAAUCCCACAGUUCUACUUCCCCAUGGGAAAACCCUCUACUCCACCUCAAAGGGUUGACGAUUCUCGGCUGUCUAAAAUAAAAGAUUUGUUUGAAGAGUGUAAAGACGGUCUAAUGGCGCCGAGAGACUUUGGCAGUGUGACAAAAGCCGCUGAAUUACCGCUCUAUUGGAAGUGCCCGCUGUUCGAGGCCUGCUCAAGUUCUGAUACUUGCUCUUACCAACAGUUUCUGCAGGUGUACGAAUACCUGGAGUCCUAUUGUCAUGACGAGGCCUCUAAGUUCCUGCGGGUACUGACCAAGGGAACCAGAUCCCACAUUAUAUGGGAGGAUUUUAACAACUUGAUACAAGACGUUAUAGACACCCAUCCUGGCAUGUCAUUCCUGGAUGAUGCCCCAGAAUUCCAUGCUAGGUACAUAGAGACGGUAACAGGUCGCAUAAUGUACACAGUUAACCGGUCCUGGAGCUCCAAGAUAACAAUUACUGAACUCAGGGAAUCCAACUUUCUUAAAGUUCUCGCUUCUCUUGAGGACGAGCCUGAUAUUAAUCAGGUUUCAGACUACUUCUCCUACGAGCACUUCUACGUUAUCUACUGUAAGUUCUGGGAGAUAGACACAGACCACGACCUCAUAGUCAGCCUGGAUGACGUUAUGAGACACGCUGACGGUACUGUUAAUCCCCGGGCUUUGGAACGGCUCUUUGAGGGAACGGUGACGUACAAUAAAACUGAGACCUUGACCUACUUUGAUUUUAUCCGGUUUCUACUCGCGGAGGAGGACAAGUCCCACCCAACAGCCAUAGAAUACUGGUUCAGAAUAAUGGAUCUGGACGGGGAUGGCUUUAUUUCGCUCUUCGAGCUAGAAUACUUUUAUCAGGCACAGUUAGAGAAAAUGCGGCUGUUAGGAGUGGAGGAGUGCUCAGUGUUAGACUGUAUUUGUCAAGCUUUAGAUCUUGUCCGGCCUAAAGAGGAGACUAAAAUCACCCUGACUGACAUCAAGAAGUGCAAGCAACCCUCACUGUUCUUUAAUAUCUUCCUCAACAUACAGAAGUUCCUAGAUCACGAACUGAAAGAUCCGUUUAGCAACAAGGAUGGAGAGGUACCGCUGACGGACUGGGAGAAGUUUGCAGCUCGCGAGUACGAGGAUCUAAUUGCGGAUGAGGAGCUCAACAAACAGUACGAGUAUGAGGAUGACUUUGAGGAUGAAGAUGAGGAGAUCCCAAUGAUGGGAAACGUGGUAGCGAAAUCAGCUGUAGAGACUUACGGUAAAUGACUGGUAAAUGACUGAUAAAUGACUGGGUAGUAAACUAUUAAAUGACUGGCUAGAUAAUAUAGAAGAGGAAGUUAUGAGUAGAAGAAAACUAUCCGUAUGCAGUUUGACAUUGGCAUGAUUUUAAGUUACAUUUGUUUCGCAAUAUUACAUUUUUAUUGAGCCCACCACCAUCUGCUAGCCCAUAAUUGUAAUGCAUUCAGCCGACCAGAAAUACAGAAUAUUAUAAAUAGAUCUGUGUACCGGUAGGGAGGUGAACUAUAAUUAUUUCCUGACACGAGACAGCAUCUAACCAAUCAGCUUCCAGCGUUGACCAAUCGCAGCCCAGAAUCACUGUCACGUGUCAAAUAAACAUGGUUCGCCUCCCCUCCUACACCAGUAUUCGAAUCUAUACAAUUCUUGAUAUUUAUUUAGUCAUAGGUAAUCAGGAUUAAAUUUAUUUGCUAAAUUUAUACAGUUUUAAUGAGCAAUUAAACGUAUAAUUUGUUGACAAGAUGCUCGCCAGAUUGUCCGCUAGGCUUGCCACUGAAGGACUAAAAAAUAGCUAAGUUUUUGAUUUCUAAAUUAUCAUUCUGCGUCUCUAACCUCACGAUGUAAAGUUAUGGAUGUAAAUAUUUGCCAUUCAUUGAUGCGGUUGUGAUCAAAAGAUGCACUCAUAAGACCACCAACUGCUUUCUCUAAACAACCGCUAAACAAUCUAGUUUUUAUCUAAACACAGUAAAAUAAAGCAUGUUAUGUUCGUUCAUUCGCUCGGUUCAACACGUAGAUAUUUCUUAGUUAUGAUACCUAUUAACUUUAAUGUUUACGAAGUGUUUUCUAUUUUCUAGGUCGUGUUCCUUUUUACAAGUUUUUACAAUUAAUUGUAAACAUUAAUUAUUGUUUAGCUUAUGAGCUAAGCUCAAAGGGAUGGUUUUAUAUUUAUAUGCAAGUUGAAUGAUAUAGUACUGUGCUAUUUGCUUAUUUGAUAUUUUAGUUGCAUUGAA